CUGUAUAGAUGACAACGUUACUUACUGGAAAGAAAGCACAUGUCAUUCUGCAGACAACGUUCAACAUGAAAAGAUCAAAAUAUACCGUGUAUCAAGAUUUCGAAUGGGCGGUGAAACUAAAUCGUUUGACUUUAGAUUUUAUUGGACUUUGGCCUAAAACCGCACAGAGCCCUCGACAGAAGUUAAUGUGUAAUUUUCGGGUGUUCAUCGUAUUACUGGGAGUAAUGUUUGGCAUUGUGAUUCCAUCUAUACAUUCAUUAAUAAGAAUUUCGGGAGAUCUCAUGCUAAUGAUAGACAAUUUAGAGUUUACUUUACCGGCCAUAAGCUGUACGAUAAGAAUCGGAAUUUUUUGGUGGAAAAAGGAAGCUAUCAUACCGAUCAUGAAUAUGAUCGCGGAGGAUUGGGCAAAAUCGACAAAUGUUCAAGAUAGAAAGAUCAUGAUUAGACAUGCGCAGAACGCACGCAUUAUUAUUAUUUGUGCUUAUUGCAUAAUGGGACUAGCAUUCUUCUUUUCCAUCGUUCUGCCGACUUUUGGAAUAUCAAUAAGGUUGACACCCAACAUUACUGAUCCAGGCAGACCUAUGCCUCUACAAUCAUAUUAUAUUUACGAUGUCACAAAAAGGCCGCAGUACGAAUUAACGUUUAUUAGCCAAGCAAUCGGCAUAGUUCUCGCGAUCAUGUCUUAUUCUGGAAUCGACAAUUUCCUCGGGUUACUAAUCUUCCAUAUAUGUGGCCAAAUGGACAUUCUUAAAAAUCGUUUGACAUAUCUGGACAAAUAUAUCAAUUCUCAUAUUAUUCUAAAGAGCUGUGUGACAAAACACAUUAAUUUACUUAGAGCCAUUGAGAUUAUUGAAGAUACGUAUAACAUAACACUUCUAGCUUUAUUCGUUUACUUUGCAAUACAUUUCGCUUUCCUCGGUUUCCGAAUAAUUAACAUAUUCGAUGAAGUGAAUGAUUUAUCACUUACAAACUUGGUGUUUUUCGUAUCUAUGAUUUUCAAUAUAUUUGGACAUAUGUGUGUCUACUGUGCUCUAGGCGAAUUUUUGGUGGCCAAAUGUGAUGCAAUGUAUUAUGGAGCCUACAGUAAUGAAUGGUACUCAGUGGAUCCAAAGCUUGCGCGCAACUUGUUGUUUUUGUUUAUGAGAGGAGCUAAACCGAUUUAUCUCACCGCUGGAAAAAUGUUCCCCAUAACCAUGGCUACAUUUUGCAAUUUAAUAAUAUUUGGUGUGUUUUACGGUAUUUCACGUUACCGCGUCCAGUGGGCAGGAGCCAUUAGUGCCACGAGGAAAUCUGAGAGGAUGGAGGAGGUCUGGGAGGCAUCGGGCAACGACGAAGCAACCAUGAGGUCAAUAUGA
This is a messenger RNA of Vollenhovia emeryi, 1355 nucleotides long. RefSeq names its product odorant receptor 43a-like. The record is from RefSeq and is a predicted model, not a curated record. The transcript has 8 exons. Gene Ontology annotation, biological process: detection of chemical stimulus involved in sensory perception of smell; sensory perception of smell. Gene Ontology annotation, molecular function: odorant binding; olfactory receptor activity. Lineage: Eukaryota; Metazoa; Arthropoda; Insecta; Hymenoptera; Formicidae. Gene Ontology annotation, cellular component: plasma membrane. Bases 9 to 1355 code for a protein of 448 amino acids.